UCACUCUCUCUACCCAAUCAUUCAAUCAAUCAAUUAAGAAACUUCUAUUAUGUCAAACCCAAUAAAUACAAAGUCCGUCCUAUAUGGUAUUGGCGUAGGUACAGCUGUAACACUUGGCGCAUUUUUCCUUGCUCCAGUUGCAGUGGCAGCAGUCGGUUUCACAUCGGUGGGCAUUGCAGCAGGCUCCACCGCAGCCGGUAUCAUGUCAACUCUUGGUACUACAGCGGCUGUAGCUACUCUUCAGAGUGUUGGUGCCACUGGCACUAUCGCCCUCUCCUCCGCCGUGCUCGCUGGAGGUGCGGCUGGUGUAGGUGUAGGUGUUGCACAUCAAGCCAC
Molecule: messenger RNA, 336 nt
Organism: Acytostelium subglobosum LB1
Lineage: Eukaryota; Evosea; Eumycetozoa; Acytosteliales; Acytosteliaceae
Exons: 1
Source: RefSeq, a predicted model, not a curated record